Messenger RNA from Corylus avellana, 3635 nucleotides. Its product is annotated as cellulose synthase A catalytic subunit 3 [UDP-forming]. Gene Ontology annotation, biological process: cellulose biosynthetic process. Lineage: Eukaryota; Viridiplantae; Streptophyta; Magnoliopsida; Fagales; Betulaceae. Gene Ontology annotation, molecular function: cellulose synthase (UDP-forming) activity. Gene Ontology annotation, cellular component: membrane. The record is from RefSeq and is a predicted model, not a curated record.
AUCUGGGUGUGUCGGUGAUAUUAAGCCCCCGAAGCAAUCCGUUUGUCCUAUAAAUUUUCUCGCUGAACCCAUUUUCAGGGUCUGGGUGUCUUAUACUCUAACAACAUUGUAAGUCUUUACUGAAAAAUGGCAUUAGUCAAAGCCAAGUUCGAGUAUUUAUGGAACAUUUUGAGGUACUAGCAAUAUUGAGAUUUUUGGGUUGGGAUUUUGACUGAGGAUCAAGCAGUUUUUUGGGUGAAGAGAGCAUGGAGUUGGGAGAUUCAGGGUCAAAACCUUCCAAACUCGUGGGUGGCAAGGUCUGCCAGAUCUGUAGUGACACUGUUGGCACAACUGUGGAUGGCAAGCCCUUUGUUGCUUGUGAUGUUUGUUCAUUCCCUGUCUGCCGCCCCUGCUACGAGUAUGAGAGGAAAGAUGGUAAUCAAUCUUGCCCUCAAUGCAAGACCAAAUACAAAUGGCACAAAGGGAGCCCUUCAAUUCAAGGGGAAGAGGUGGAAGAUGCUGAUGUUAAUGAUGCUGCAAAUGGUUCAAAUUAUAAGUUGGGGAUUCAAGAUAGGAACCUGAAUAAAAAAGCGCAGCCAAUGAGUUAUGGUCGAGGGGAAGAUGUUGGUCCCCCUACCUAUGAUAAAGAGGUUUCUCUUAACCAUAUUCCUUUGCUCACAAAUGGAUGUUCUGUUUCCGGAGAGCUGUCAGCUGUGUCUCCCGAGCGUCUUUCCAUGGCAUCUCCUGAAAGUGGCAUCAGGGGAAAGCACAUAAAUCCACUACCUUACAUGGCAGAAGCCAAUCGUUCAUCACGGUCUGGCAGCGUAGCCUGGAAAGAGAGAAUUGAUGGUUGGAAGGUGAAGCCCGAGAAGAAUGUGGUUCCAAUGAGUGUUAGUAAUGCUCCAUCCGAAGGCAGGGGUGGUGGAGAUUUUGAUGCCAGCACUGAUGUGGUGAUGGAUGAUUCUUUAUUAAAUGAUGAAGCCCGCCAGCCUUUAUCAAGGAAGGUUUCUAUUCCUUCCUCUAGGAUUAACCCUUAUAGGAUGGUCAUAGUUCUGCGGCUUAUUAUUCUCAGCAUUUUCUUGCAUUACCGUAUAACAAAUCCAGUUCCCAAUGCCUAUGCUUUGUGGUUAGUAUCUGUGAUUUGUGAAAUAUGGUUUGCAAUGUCAUGGAUAUUGGAUCAGUUCCCAAAAUGGCUUCCUGUGAACCGUCAGACAUAUCUUGACAGACUGGCUUUGAGAUAUGACCGAGAAGGAGAGCCAUCUCAGUUGGCUGCUGUUGACAUUUUUGUCAGUACAGUUGACCCUUUAAAGGAGCCUCCACUUGUCACAGCCAAUACUGUCUUAUCCAUUCUUGCAGUAGACUACCCAGUAGACAAAGUUUCUUGUUAUGUUUCAGAUGAUGGAGCUGCUAUGUUGACUUUUGAAGCUUUGUCUGAAACAUCAGAAUUUGCCAGAAAAUGGGUUCCUUUCUGCAAGAAAUACACCAUUGAGCCUAGAGCCCCAGAAUGGUACUUUGCACAGAAGAUUGACUACUUAAAGGACAAGGUUCAUCCAUCAUUUGUCAAAGCUCGCAGAGCUAUGAAGAGAGAAUAUGAAGAGUUCAAAGUUCGUAUUAAUGGGCUUGUGGCAAAGGCCGAGAAGGUUCCUGAUGAAGGAUGGUUCAUGCAAGAUGGUACACCUUGGCCUGGAAAUAACACCAGAGAUCAUCCGGGGAUGAUCCAGGUUUUCUUAGGACAAAGUGGAGGACUUGACAGUGAGGGUAAUGAGCUUCCACGACUAGUCUACGUGUCUCGUGAGAAGCGUCCUGGUUUCCAACAUCACAAGAAGGCCGGUGCUAUGAAUGCACUUGUUCGUGUAUCGGCAGUUCUUACUAAUGGACCCUUUUUGUUAAAUCUUGAUUGUGAUCAUUACAUAAACAACAGCAAGGCAAUACGGGAAGCUAUGUGUUUCCUAAUGGAUCCAAACCUUGGAAAAUCAGUGUGCUAUGUUCAAUUUCCUCAGAGAUUUGAUGGGAUUGAUAAGAAUGAUCGAUAUGCCAAUCGUAAUACCGUUUUCUUUGAUAUCAAUUUAAGAGGCUUGGAUGGCAUCCAAGGCCCUGUAUAUGUGGGUACAGGGUGCGUUUUCAACAGAACAGCCUUGUAUGGCUAUGAGCCCCCUCUCAAGCCUAAGCAUAAAAAAUCGAGCAUGUUAUCUACAUGCUUUGGUAGAUCCGGAAAGAGGAGAUCCAAUUCAAGUGGAAAGGAAGCCAAUAAAAAAAAGUCGGGCAAGCAUGUUGACCCAACUGUGCCAAUAUACAAUCUAGAAGAUAUUGAAGAAGGAGUGGAAGGUGCGGGAUUUGAUGAUGAGAAGUCACUGCUCAUGUCCCAGAUGAGCCUGGAGAAAAGGUUUGGUCAAUCAGCCGCAUUUGUUGCUUCAACACUAAUGGAAAACGGUGGUGUUCCACAGUCUGCCACUCCAGAAUCCCUCCUCAAAGAAGCUAUUCACGUCAUUAGCUGUGGAUAUGAAGACAUGACUGAGUGGGGAAGUGAAAUAGGAUGGAUAUAUGGUUCCGUUACUGAGGAUAUCCUUACAGGGUUCAAGAUGCAUGCCCGAGGUUGGAAAUCGAUCUAUUGCAUGCCGCAUCCUCCUGCCUUUAAAGGAUCUGCUCCUAUUAACCUUUCUGACCGUCUGAACCAAGUGCUCCGCUGGGCUUUGGGUUCAGUCGAAAUUCUUCUUAGUCGGCACUGCCCCAUAUGGUAUGGUUAUAGCGGAAGGCUGAAGUGGCUCGAGAGAUUUGCUUAUGUGAACACCACCAUAUACCCAGUCACAGCCAUUCCUCUUCUUGCCUACUGUACAUUGCCAGCUGUCUGUCUACUUACAGGAAAGUUUAUUAUCCCCCAGAUCAGUAACAUUGCCAGUAUCUGGUUCAUAUCCCUCUUUCUUUCCAUCUUUGCCACUGGUAUAUUAGAAAUGAGAUGGAGUGGUGUUGGGAUAGAUGAGUGGUGGAGAAAUGAACAAUUUUGGGUUAUUGGAGGUGUGUCAGCCCACCUAUUUGCUGUUUUCCAAGGCCUCCUUAAGGUUCUUGCUGGCAUCGAUACCAAUUUUACUGUCACUUCCAAAGCUUCUGAUGAAGAAGGGGAUUCUGCUGAGUUGUAUUUGUUCAAGUGGACGACUCUACUCAUCCCACCAACCACACUCCUAAUAAUCAACCUGGUUGGGGUGGUUGCUGGAAUCUCAUAUGCCAUCAACAGUGGCUACCAAUCUUGGGGUCCUCUCUUUGGGAAGCUGUUUUUUGCUUUCUGGGUGAUUGUUCAUCUCUAUCCCUUCCUUAAGGGUCUAAUGGGUCGCCAGAACCGAACACCUACCAUCGUUGUCGUGUGGUCGGUUCUUCUUGCCUCCAUCUUCUCCUUACUUUGGGUUCGUAUUGACCCUUUUACGACCCAGGUGACUGGCCCAGAUGUUGAACUGUGUGGAAUCAACUGCUAGGGUAACAUGUAGACAUGAUAAAGAACAUUACAUUACAAAAAAUAUGCGAAGAUUUUGUCUGAAAAUCUUCAGCUGGCAAAAUUUUCAAAGGUAUCUUCUUUUAGCUUCUGUGUCAUGCUUGAGUUUGAGAGUCAAAUUUUGUUGCAAAGUAGAUUACGUGGGUUCAAUACAUGAGUUGUUUUUCAGUUUUCA